Messenger RNA from Cottoperca gobio, 3741 nucleotides. RefSeq names its product laminin subunit gamma-1-like. The transcript is spliced from 7 exons. The record is from RefSeq and is a predicted model, not a curated record. The coding region runs from base 1 to 993 and encodes 330 amino acids. NCBI's taxonomy places the organism in Eukaryota, Metazoa, Chordata, Actinopteri, Perciformes, Bovichtidae.
AUGUCAGACACACAGGAAAUGAUUUAUCAAGAGGAGGCGUCGGACCUUGACAAGCUCAUCGACAAGACGGAGAAGGAAUACAACGACCUGAGAGACGACCUGAAGGGCAAAGAGCAGGAAGUGCGCAAACUGCUGGAUAAAGGCAGAAGUGAGCAGCAGACUGCAGAUCAGCUGUUGGCUCGAGCCGACGCUGCCAAAGCUCUGGCUGAGGGGGGCGGCGAAGAGAAAGGACGGUCGACCUUCAGAGAGGCGGAGACUAUCCUGGAGGACCUCAGAGACUUCGACAAGAGAGUCAACGACAACAAGACCGCCGCGGAGGACGCUCUGAAGAAGAUCCCCGCCAUCAACGCCACCAUCAUGGCCGCCAACCAGAAGACCAAGCAGGCGGAGGCGGCACUCGGCAACGCAGCCGCAGACGCCCGAGAGGCCAAGAACAAAGCGGAGGAGGCCGAGAAGAUCGCCGGCAGCGUGCAGAAGGGUUCAGCCAAGACCAAGCAGGACGCAGAGAAAGCCUUCCAGGACACCAACAAGCUGGACGAGGAGGUCGGGGACAUGAUGGAUCAGCUGGACGCCGCGGAGCAGGAGCUCGCCCGGAAGAAGGCCGAGGCCGACCAGGACAUGAUGAUGGCCGGCAUGGCGACGGACAACGCAAAGGAGGCGGAGGACAACGCCCGCAAGGCCAAGAGCGCCGUGAAGACGGUGCUGAGCACCAUCACCGUCCUGCUGGAUCAGCUGGGAAACAUCGACAAGGUGGACCUGAGCAAACUGAACCAGAUCGACGAGUCCCUGAAGAGGGCCAAGGGCAAGAUGGGCGACAGCGAGCUGGACAGGAAGCUGACGGAGCUGAACGAUGUGGCGAGGACUCAGGAGGACAUGAUCAACGACUACGACCGGCAGAUCCGCGAGAUCCGCGACGACAUCACCAACCUCAUCGACAUCAAGAAGACGUUACCCGAAGGCUGCUUCAACACGCCGUCUCUGGAGCGGCCUUAACCCCCCCCCCCCCAUCACUCCCCUCACAUCUAACACUCUGGCAUCACGCCACCUUUUACCAAAACAGUUUUUUAAACUUUUUGUUUUGUCCUCAGAUUCUUGUCUUUGAAUAUUUCAAGCCACGUGUUUUAAUUUGUUUUGUUUUUGUUUGGAGACGCAGUAACGUGGUUACGGUAGAAUGAACUAAGCGGCGUCGAGAAGCCGCGCAGAGAGGUGGAAGAGCCUCGGAGAAAAGAACCACAAACCCGACGUGACUGCACCCGUCUGUUUCACCAGCAGGAAGCUCCUCGCGUAUUACCUAUCAUGCCUUGGGACACUCCACAUACUUAUUAUUUUACACUUGUCAUGCAGCUGAAUGUACGGCUUCACACUGUUAGAGCGCCGCCAUCUCUGGCGGGUUCAUUUAAAAUCAGCCAUGUUUUCAGACACCACACAGUGAAGGAACUCGCUCUUCUUCUUCUCUCCCAGAGCCUCGUGCCUCACGCGCCGCAGAGGGAAAGUGUUUCACUUCAACAGUAUUUCACAAGUCAGAGAGUCUGAGAACAUCUGUUUUACAUCUUGUGCACGAGAUGUGACGUGAUGUGAACUCUUCUGUGGCUCCAGUCGGUGUUGAUGGUGAAUGUUGCAGCAAUACAUUCCUCAGUGCGUGCAUGUUGAGAACGCCUACAUGUACCAGGAUGCAUUGCGCUCGGCCUCUCUGCACUGCGUUUCUCUGGCCGUAUACUCCGGCUCGUGUGUGUAUAUAUAUACACACACACAUACACAAGUAUCCGAGUCAGCUGAAACUUUAAAACAUCCUCUGCACGAGUAUUGUGGGACGUCGUUUCCGCUGUUUGUAAUUCAAGAGAAGAAGAAGUUCUGAAGUAGUUUGUAGUUUUACUGAACUCCAACUGUUACAUGACGUCACAUGUCGCUGCAGACAUCCACCAUCAGCACUGACUGCACCGCCACAUGAAGACGGAUUCUCCCUUUCACAUGUGUGCAGACAUUUCACAAGGGGGGGGGGGGCAUUUUGGGAACAAAAUAGUAACUUGUAUCUUGUUCCCAAAACCUCCAACGUCAGCUGAGACACAAGUAAUCAUGUCGUGUUGUUUAACGUGUAUUAACAGUAACAGAUGAAAGAUGAUGCGAGUUCUUCUCACGCUUCUCCAGGAUAAAUCACACACUAUGCAACUUUGUACAUUUUGCGUAGCGAGAAUUCUUUCUGAUACACUGGUGCUAAUAACUAUUUCAAAUGUUAUAUUUUUGUUUGAAUGUUUUUUAUUCUGACAAAGUGAGGAAUGUGUUAUUUGUGUAAAUAUAUAAAUGAUUCAGAAACACAAACUGCACCAUGUGUCACAUCAACCUCCAGGGGAACUAUAUAUAAGUCUCUAUGAUGUGCUGUGUUCUUAUGAGAAGCUUGCUUGUAUACAAGGCUCAGUGUUGCUGCCUCACAGCGACGACAUUAUUUCAUUUGUGUUUUAUUGAUUCAACUGAAUAUGUUUAGUUAUUCACGGAGCUCUGACCCCGUCGGGACAUCACGAUGAUCGUGUUGCUACAGUAGUUUUAAUUAGUGUUUUGUGCCUUAAUAUAAAGUUCGGUUGUAAUCACAGUCCCGUCGAGGGCGUCCACUUCUUAUUUCACAGAAAUGUCCUUGUCGUCUCACACGUGUCCUCGUGUUGGUACUGAAGCAGGGUUUUCUUUAAAUCAGGUCCUACACACAGAAAACUGCAACAUGCAGCCAGCGAGAGCUCUCAGGUGAGAGUCUCUCAGGUGAGCGUCUCUCAGCGAGAGCUCUCAGGUGAGCGUCUCUCAGGUGAGCGUCUCUCAGCGAGAGCUCACAGGUGAGCGUCUCUCAGGUGAGCGUCUCUCAGCGAGAGCUCACAGGUGAGCGUCCCUCAGGUGAGCGUCCCUCAGGUGAGCGUCUCUCAGGUGAGCGUCUCUCAGCGAGAGCUCACAGGUGAGCGUCUCUCAGGUGAGCGUCUCUCAGCGAGAGCUCACAGGUGAGCGUCCCUCAGGUGAGCGUCCCUCAGGUGAGCGUCUCUCAGGUGAUCGUCUCUCAGGUGAGCGUCUCUCAGGUGAGCGUCCCUCAGGUGAGCGUCUCAGGUGAGCGUCCCUCAGGUGAGCGUCUCAGGUGAGCGUCUCUCAGCGAGAGCUCACAGGUGAGCGUCCCUCAGGUGAGCGUCCCUCAGGUGAGGGUCCCUCAGGUGAGGGUCCCUCAGGUGAGCGUCUCUCAGCGAGAGCUCACAGGUGAGCGUCCCUCAGGUGAGCGUCCCUCAGGUGAGCGUCCCUCAGGUGAGGGUCCCUCAGGUGAGCGUCCCUCAGGUGAGGGUCCCUCAGGUGAGCGUCUCUCAGCGAGAGCUCUCAGGUGAGUGUCUCUCAGUUGAGCGUUCCUCAGCAGCUUCUUAAACAGCGUACUGAUGAGCAGCUGGACACAGUUUUAGUUUGAAGGCAUCAGUCUCUCACCGACUUGUUUUUGUCAUCCAUGGUUUAAUUUCUGUCCCUCCAUCCAGGCGGCCGCUCUGCAGGGCGCGCAGCACACAGACGUGAUGUGUAAACAGUAUUUUAAGUUAUAAUGUUCCACUUCUUUGUAUUGUAACCCUGUUGUCUUAGACGGAGCUGUGUGUGCGCAGCCUGCAGGACGCCUCUGCACUGUUGUUAGUCAUGCUGACGCUGGUUCAGCCCUGUGAGGACCUGAGGGAGCCCUGUCUGUCCCAUGUGCCUGUAAACACAACUUAACAUUUGAAUAAUAAAGAAUUACUACAGGAA